Molecule: messenger RNA, 2166 nt
Organism: Nerophis lumbriciformis (worm pipefish)
Lineage: Eukaryota; Metazoa; Chordata; Actinopteri; Syngnathiformes; Syngnathidae
Source: RefSeq, a predicted model, not a curated record
AUGGGCUUUGCAGAGCGCUGCAUGAAGAUUGGGUUGCUCAUUGUCACUUUGGCAGUUAUAAAGGUGCACACUGCUCCAACAACUAAAGAAAAUAAUGCAGAUGCUGGUGAACUGAGGGAUGAUAUCCUAGAUAUUAAUAAGGAUUUGAAGCAUCUUUUUGAAGGAGAUAUUGCCGGUAAUCCCUCCAGAAAUGCAAUUCUUGAUGAAACAAGGAGAUGGAAGUUCCCUAUACCUUAUAUUUUAACUGAUUCAUUAGAGUUGAAUGCUAAGGGAGUAAUACUCCAAGCUUUUGAGGAAUACCGUUUAAGAUCCUGCGUGGAUUUUAAACCCUAUGAAGGAGAGACAAGCUACAUCUCCUUCACUAAGCUCUCUGGGUGCUGGUCAUAUGUCGGAGAUGAUAAAAUUGGACAGAAUGUGUCCAUUGGGGCACGAUGUGACACCAAAGCCAUUGUGCAGCAUGAACUCCUGCACGCUCUUGGGUUUUACCAUGAACAAUCACGCUCCGACAGAGACGACUAUGUCAACAUUUGGUGGGACCAGAUUGAAGAAGGGAAAGAGCACAAUUUCAACAAAUAUGAGGAUGACUUCAUCACUGAUCUGAACACUCCAUAUGAUUAUGAGUCCAUCAUGCACUACCGGCCAUUUUCUUUCAACAAGAAUGCGAGUAUCCCUACGAUUACCACCGCAAUUCCUUCUUUUAAUGAGAUCAUUGGACAGCGACUAGACUUCAGUGAAGUGGAUAUCAAAAGGCUCAACCACAUGUACAGUUGCGCAAACACGCUCACUCUUCUGGAUCAGUGUUCCUUUGAACUGAACAACAUCUGUGGGAUGAUCCAAAAUGAGGAUGACAAUACAGACUGGGUACAGACACUGAGCACACCUGAUGAUAUGGACCACACCAUUGCAGGACGAUGCAGAGAUUCUGGCUACUUCAUGAAGUUUGACACUUCUUCUGGUAAUGCUGAAAACAGCGCCUUACUAGAGUCUCGUAUCCUCUACCCGAAGAAACACGAGCAGUGCUUGCAGUUCUUCUACAAGAUGACAGGAGCAGUAGGGGCCAAACUGGUGAUUUGGGUCCGGAUUGACGAUGGAACUGGAACUGUUCGCAGUGUCAGGAAGAUCCACACCAUCACCAGUGAUGGAAGUGGUGCCUGGAAAAUUAGCCACGUAACGCUUCGUAUGUCCCAAAAAUUCCGCUAUGUCUUCCAAGGGAUCAGAGGAUCAUCAGACUCCUCUGGCGCCAUCUUACUUGAUGAUAUCACACUUAGCGAGACAGUUUGUCCCACUGCUGUCUGGCAAAUACAUGACUUUAUUGGACUUCUUUCCAGCACCCAACCUGGCCGAGCAGUAACGAGUCCUUGCUUUUACAACUCUGAGGGCUAUUCAUUCGGAAUACAAAUGUACCCAAAUGGAGACGAUAAGGACUUCCCAGGCUAUGUCAGUCUGUUCUUCCACCUAUGCAGUGGUGAAAAUGACGCAGUGAUGGAGUGGCCGGCCUAUAAUCGACAGGUGACAUUAUCUGUGAUGGACCAAGAUCCAGAUGUUAAAAUGAGGAUGUCAUCUACAAGGAGUUAUACCACAGAUGAUUUUGCAAGCUGGACCAAACCAUCAGCCACAUCGGGUGGAGUGUGGGACGCUAAUUGCAAUUGCUACCGGGGUCCAGGAUGGGGUUGGAGCACUUUCAUUUCCCAUCAGCAACUCCAAAAGAGGAGCUUCAUGAAAAACAAUGACCUCAUCAUUUUAGCUGACUUUAAUGAUUUGACACAUUUGAUCAAGUCUGAGGUACCCGUCUUAACCGUCCCACCAAGCAAAGACACAUUGGCUGAGAAUCCAGUAGCAAUAAACGUGGAGUCUUCCAAAACCAGAAUCCCUCGUGCUGACACAGACCCAUGUAAUCCCGAUCCUUGUUUGAAUGGAGGCGUGUGUCUGGUUAUAGAUGGAGUAGCCUAUUGCAGGUGUCCUUCAAGUCAGACCUCCUUCUAUAGUGGUAACAGGUGCGAGCAUGUGCAAAUAGGCAGACGCCUACUUGAAUCACCUAAUGCUGACCUUGUGCCCAGUGUGCCGAGGUACAAAGUUCUGUCUUCACGCUCACCAGAAUCGACUCCAACUCUGUUAUUCUUCUUAACUGUUGGAAUAACAAACGCCCUCUGGGUCUCACAGCUUUAG